AUGUCGUCCGCCCCCAGCCACCCGUGCCCGUCCACGCCGACGCUCCUCAACUACAAGACGACGGACUUCUGGUUCGCGGACGGGAACAUCGUGCUCCUCGCGGGCAACGUCGCGUUCAAGGUCCACCGCGGGCAGCUCGUGCGCCACUCGGACGUCUUCUAUGACAUGUUCUCGCUCCCGCAACCGGCUGCCGAGGACGGGCAGGGACUGAUCGACGGGUGCCCGUGGGUCGAACUCCAUGAUGACCCUUCGGACGUUCUGCACCUGCUGCGGGCACUGUAUGAUGGGCUGUACUUCUCCAAACCCACUGCGGGCGACUUCUGCACCGUGUCUGCGGUGCUGCGCCUAUCGAACAAAUACAUGAUCGAGCACCUCCGCCAGCGUUGCCUGGUGCGCCUCGAGACGGACUGGCCGACGACUCUCAUCGGCUGGGACAGGCGCGAACAACAGGCAACCGUCGACGGACGGUACAACCCGCGCGAGCACUACGCCCACCCCGUGCUCGUCAUCCAGCUCGCCGAAGAGCUCGACCUCGAGCACAUCCUCUCCUCCGCCUUCUACGACCUCUCGCGCUACGGCCCGCGCAAGAUCGCCGCGGGCGCGACGAACAUGCCGCACCUACUCCCGGCGACGCUCGCGCGCUUCAAGGCGCGCGCGGGCGGCGCGAGUGGCCCGAAGGACCCGCUGCGGCUCGCGCGGGGGGACCUGGGCGCGGCGUUCCGCGGGCGCGAGGCGAGCCAGCGCUUCCUCGCGGGCUUCAUCGAGGCGGAGCUGUCCGGGCGCGCGAUCUCGGCGGGGUGCGCGAACCGCGCGCACGCGAACGGGCACCACUGCCGCGAGUCGUACUACUUCAUCAUGCUGAAUGUCCUCAGGAGCGUGAGUGGGAUCGCGAGUGGGAGAGAUGCGGACCCGCUGUUCUCGCUGUCGCAGGCGGUGGAGAUGCUGUCGAGGACGGACUUUUCGGACGGGACGAAGCAGUGCGGGUUGAGGAUUUGCGCGGCGUGUAAGGAGGACUUUGCGGGGAGCGUGGCGAAGGCGAGGAAGGAGGCUUGGGAGCUCAUCCCGGUGUGGUUUGGGCUGAAGAGCGACCCGGGCGCCAGCGCGGAGGUGGAGAAGGUGGAGACGUGA
Trametes versicolor FP-101664 SS1 is the source of this 1128-nucleotide messenger RNA. RefSeq lists its product as uncharacterized. NCBI's taxonomy places the organism in Eukaryota, Fungi, Basidiomycota, Agaricomycetes, Polyporales, Polyporaceae. The coding region runs from base 1 to 1128 and encodes 375 amino acids. The record is from RefSeq and is a predicted model, not a curated record. The transcript has 2 exons. Gene Ontology annotation, molecular function: protein binding.